Molecule: messenger RNA, 8591 nt
Organism: Stegostoma tigrinum
Lineage: Eukaryota; Metazoa; Chordata; Chondrichthyes; Orectolobiformes; Stegostomatidae
Product: BRD4-interacting chromatin-remodeling complex-associated protein-like
Exons: 12
Coding region: 261-4034 (1257 amino acids)
Biological process (GO): positive regulation of DNA-templated transcription
Cellular component (GO): SWI/SNF complex
Source: RefSeq, a predicted model, not a curated record
CAGCCCCUGAAGUGAUGGCGUAGAAACCCCGUUGACAAGACAAACCAUAUUGGCGUUGUUUACAUAGAAGCAGAGAACAAAACGUCUUGAGCCCCGACUUGAAGAUGCUUUAUGGUCAUUCAGUGAACUUUAUGAGCAGGGUGCGGAUAGAGCCCAGACAAAGGAUGUCUUGUUGAAGACCGUGCUGGCAGGACCGUGCGGUGGGGAAGCUUUCCCAGGGCUGCUGUACAUCGGAUGGGGCAGCAACUGAAUGAUCUGUCAUGGAUGAUGAAGAAGGAACGUGUCUGCUGGAUGUUAUUUGCAGUGACCCUCAAGCUCUGAAUGACUUUCUCCAUGGAAGUAACCAGGUGGCAAUGGCUGGAGAAGGAAUCAACAGCGACGUGCCCUCAUCUGCCAGCAGCAUUGACAUCUCCUCCUUGAGCGAGGAUCUGCUGGGAUAUCCGGCCAUUUACAGUGCUGAUAAGCCCUGCGAUAUUCUGCAGCAGAGCCUGCAAGAGGCUAACAUCAGUCCACAGACUCUGCAGGGAGGAGACAACCUGGCAGCCGGGUGGUUCCAGGUACAGGCAAGGUCCCAGCCACAUCCUGCCAACCUGCCCGUCCAGGACAGCCCCCAGGUGCUAGGCACGUACCUCAACAGCUUAACCCCUACUGUGAUUGCCCAGCAUCCAGUGACUGCUCAGUUUGUCAAUAAAACCAUCAGCACGCAACAUUCAGUCCAUCAAGUCAGACUGAGCAGUGUCACCGUAAAACCAAUUGCAGACAAUGAGACCAUGCCAAAUGACACCGUCAGAGUUGGGAGCAUACAUACAGUCGACCAGCAGUGUGGUCAGACCACUGUGCUGCCUGUCAGUCAGCCUUCUCAGACAGGACUGUUUGCCAAGCCUGGCCCCACCUCCCUGAUGCCUGCUUCUCCAUCCGAGCAUCCGACUUCCCCGACAUUGGGCGUCUCUACUCCAUUUCGAAAGAGUAUUGCCAGCAGUGGUCUGAAUGGAGACUCCCUCUUUGCCCACACAAGCUCAGCGCAGGCUGCUGUCGAACACACUGCGAUGAACCAGCUGGUGCAAGUGCCAGUGUUGGCACACAUCAAUCAAAGGAGCCCCACGCCAAUUCAGUCAAAGCACCUUGUGAAUAUACAACCUAAACUGGUCCAGACUGCCUCAAAGACUCCAACAGAAGAUGCACAGCAGCAGCAGAAAGCCAGGCAGAACCUGACAGCGGCUGCCCAAUCUUCAGGUCCUGAUGUCCUGCUCUCCACUCGGGGCCCUGCAGUCACCCAGACAAUGGCCGCCAAUCGGGUCAAGCAACCAUCCCAGCAAGUUCAACCCAAGUUGAGCAAGCCAGUCAGUGUUCGAAUACUCCAGCAGGACACUGGUAUAGUAAACCAGUCCCAGUCAUUACCUCCGGUACUGCUGCCUUGUCAAGGCCAAUUCACCUUGCCUGGGCUUUUGGCCACCAGAGACACAGCAAGCACAGCUUACUCCAGCAUGCCCCAGCAGCUUCCAGCAGUUCAAUCUGGACCUGUUUUGACCACACGGAGUGGAUCUAUGCCAGCCAUCCACAGGCAGCCAGCUGUUGGACGCAUGCAGGCAUCUCCCGGGCAAUUAAUCCAUGGGCAAUCAAUGCCUGCACAUGUCCUGAUGGCCCAGAAUGUGGCAGGACAUUCGAUUACCAGCCACGGUGACCUUGGCCCGGUCUACACAGUGUCAAACUCACGGUUGACGGACAGUGUAGGAGUGGUGCAGAAACUCUCUGGGACCCUGCAACCACAGCCCAUUCAACCAACUCUGUCGACACUCUUCCAGGUGCCUAGUCAGCUAGAUGCUGGCUUCGGAUCACAAUUACAUUUGUCUGGUCAAAUACCAGGAAGGCAGCCGGAUCUACAUGUACCUCUGCCAAAUCAGCUACCAGUGCUCAAUGAGACUGGGCCUCUCGGACCUGUGAUGAGCAUUCAGCAGCUAAGCACCAGCAGCCCUGAUAGCAAAGUUGUGAAGACUCCAUCUGCCCCUCAGACUCUGCUGACAUCAGCUCUUGGGCUUCAGCAGAUUCCUGCUCCCACCCAGUACCACCGGCUAAUGCAGCAAUCUCAGUCUCAAUCGGCUGACCAUCACCACUCUAAACUGCUGUUGGCUCCAACAUCAAAACCCAACAACAUCUCAGCCAAAAGCACCGACAAGCCCAAUAACAAAGGGGCCACAGGAACAGCACUCAAUGCUGACCAGCUUUUGCUUUUCCAACAGAAAGAGCAAAAGCAGCAGCUCCUCCACCAGCAGGCCUUGAAACUUCAACAGAAGAAAGGCCGCUCACUGUCCUCUGGCAACGGCUUGGUUGUACCACUCUCUGCCAGCAGCAUCCCACCAUCUGGCAUCAGCAUUGGGAUUGGACCUGGAGUACAAACAAACACCGUCUUCAUGCCAGCCAACCCUCUUCUGAUGGAGCCCAAAAACCAAACAGUCUUACCUCAGAGUCAAUCCAGCCACUUCCUGCCUGGCUUGGCAGGCCAGGCAACAUCCAGUAUGAUCAGCAACCUCACAGGCCUGAAUGUCACCUUAAGUAAGGGGUCAAUCCAAAUCCAAAUGAUUGGGAAAGGGAUUGCUCACAUCACGUCAACAACAAAUUGGCAUCUCCAGUCAGCAUUGUUUGAAGAAUCAGUUGGAAAGUUGAAGAAAACAGCAACAGCUACUCCGAGACGAGGAGAUCUAUUACUUGAAAAGUUCUGCAAGGACCAGACUUCUGUCCUUCAACCUGAUUGCAACACUCCUUUUAAUUCCUUUGACGACACAGCGCUCAGACUGCUGCCCUAUCAUGUAUGUAAAGGGACACUACCUACUAAUGUGGACUUUAAGAAAGUGGAUGAAGAGUUUGAGGUCAUAUCAACGCAACUCCUGAACCGAACGCAGGUCAUGCUGAACAAAUACCGUCUGUUGCUGUUUGAAGAAUCCAAGAGGACGAACUCCUCAGCUGAGAUGGUGAUGAUCAAUCGAAUGUUUAUUCAGGAAGAGAAGGUGGCAUUCAUGGAAGUUGAACAAUUGACCAAAAACAGUCCUGAUGCAUACAUCACGUCGGUUUUCAAACCAAGGAUUGCCACUACUCUGCCCAUCGCUUCUGGGCCAAACCUUGCCCUUGACCAGGAGGUUCAGCGUUCACCACAGACACCCCUGAAGAUGUAUGUUGCCAGCAGCCGAGGUGGUCUUAAGCUGAGGAUAAGGCAGGAGGUGGUCCACAACCCAGAGUUGGAGCAGCUAUGGCGUUGCAGCACGCAGGCGAGCCCAGCCCCUACAGGCCCCUUUGCUGUCACAGCUAAUCCCCCGAGACAAACCAAUGGUGAGGCAGGCCACAAACUCCCUGCACUGGCUGAGAUACAGCAACUUGGGCCCAGAGAGACACGGGAAUCUAGGGGCUGUCUUACAGACCUUGGGAAAUCCCAGAGGAAUCUUCCCACCAACAGUGCUCCCGGUUUGGGGCCUGAACAAAGUAAAAUGUCGCCGCUGCUACUGCCACCGGUCAGCACCCACUUCCACAGAACACUAAAGCACAACGUGAACCAACAAGUCACCACCAUCAAGCCAGACCCAGGAGACCAUCCAGCUCAGACCUUGUCUUCACAUAACCCCCGUGUCCAGAAUAUGCUUCCACAUCUCCAAGUGGUCAGGCAGGAGUCAGGGAGGACAGGUGCUGACACCAGUGACCAGCUGAAAGCUGGCUGUGUGGGUGACCUCCACCUCCCACAGCCCAAACGUCGUAAGUGUGACUCAGUGGACAAUGCCAGUGUUUUGGGCCACAGCCCCCAGGACAGAGCACUGAGCGCUCACCUGCAGAGUGCCAUCAACAUCCUCCUGGACCUGCAGAGGCUCCAGAGCUCAGAGCCUAGGACUGUAACUCUACAGAAAGGUGAUCACAUACUUCCCCACUUCGCACCUCCGGCUUCCUCAGUGGAUCUCCUCCAGUCAGACCCUAAUAGUGGGCUCGCUGAAGUGACAACCUCCACUUUGGAAGAAGCGGUAAACAGUAUCCUAGGGACUGAGGAAAGACUGUAAGAUGGAAGUAUAGGCUGGAACUGGAGCACCAUUUGAAAUUGAGAUUGGUACACAAUAUUGUGUGCCUUAAAUACAGAAAGUGACAGUACCAAGUGUUACAACAGUUACUUGGACAGUGCCUAAACGGAUUAUUGUACAAAACCAGUUACAUAGCAAGAGGUCAUAACAUCUUGUAAUUUUUAGAAGGUGGCUGAUAUUCUUGAAACGGUUGUACAGUUGAGUUAUUUAUUAACAGCGAAGACUUGCAGACUUAUCAGAUGGUUACACUCCUCAAUGAUUGUCCGUUAAAUGUCAUGCAAAGAGAGGAGUAGAUUAGGUGUCAAAACCUUUUCUUUAUUAAGGUACUGGCAAUAUUGACCUCUGGUCAUUGUAGCCCAAGCUCGUUCCUUGGACUCCAAUCAUAUAGGUAGGCACUAUUGUGCACUCCUUGUUUUGUACUGUUGUACUGAGUAUUUUCUUCCACUGUUGAAGGAUAGUAAUCAGCCUUGGUUUUUGCAGGGCUUUCAAACAAACCAAAAUUUUUCACAAACUGGUGGGACCUGUUUCUUGCUGAACAUUGCACUGGGUGUAUGCACAGAACUGAUGAAGUUGUGCUUGAAUCAUUUUGAAAUGUUUUCACAGAGCUUGUGUGAACAGAGGAAGUCUGUUCCGCAAGGACUAAAUGUAUCAGGAGUUGGCCAUUGAUAAAGGCUAAAAAUCCUCUCCAUGUGAUUUAUUGCAAAAACCCAACUUAAUUUUAAGAUAUAUAUUUCUUUUCACGAGUUUGUUCUACUGAUUGUAUUUAAUUUCAGAGAUAUUUUAUUAUUUUCCAAAAUUGUCUUGCACUUAUUCAGGAUCAGGUGUUUUCAGUUUAGCAACGAGGUACUAUCACUUUGCAAUAAAACAGUGUACAGUUUUAUGAAACUCACUCCAGACUUUAAGGUUCUCGAUCUUUUAUUCAAAUUGCCAGAGACCUCUCUCUUCACUUUCACCUCAAAAGAGUAUCUAACACACAGUAUUUGUCAACUUAAUAAGGCUAUCAUAAAUUGGCACUUUUUCAAGCACAAUUUGGGAAGGAAGGCACUUUGACUUUACUCGAAAAGGAGUCAAAAUCCCAAUGUUAGUCAAUUUUUAUGAAUACCAUUAAAUAUUUUAAGCUGAGAAAGCACCCAUCUGUAAAAAUAACACUCUGACAGGGUAGACUGGUUUCUUCAUGUAAGUGUGUUCCAAAGUAAAAAUGGACUAUUAAACAUUAUAAUUUUGAUCAAAUAAUCACUGCAAGUUUAAACCAAAUCGCUUAGUGCCUAAAGUUAUUUGUAUUAUUAAUUUUUUUGUUGACAGUUUAAUGUAACUAGCAUAAGAUGCAAAACGUGUGUAUAUUUUGUUAAAAAAGGUAUGUAGAUUUUGUUACAAAGGGUUCUAUUAACACUUCCAGGACCCUACAUUCUUCACUCUAAUAGAUCAAAGAGAAAAGUAGCUGUGAUUUAAGAAAUGUCAAUUCAUUCUGUGCUGUUGAUCACUGUCUCUCACACCAGCCAUAUGUUGAUUGACUCUCACCUGGGAUAAGUGUAUUGCUAAUGGCCCCACAAUGGGGAGGUGGGUGUUCAUCUUCUGAUUGUUAAUAUUGGCAGUGUGUCUCUGCCCCACCUAACCACCACCCACCCCUGCCAUUGAGUGACCAAACUGCCUACCAGCUUAAAUGAUUGGCAGCUCUUAAAAAGGAGCAAUUGAUGUCUUUGGUUAUAUUUGUCCGAGGGAUCGUGGCUGUACAGAUCCUUUCAGCCAACAGCCCCACGGAUGAGAGAAGCCCUGACGAAGGGAAAUGUGUCAGAAGCUCUCAGGAAAGGUAGGAGUUGCCCACUGACAUAAUCUGCACCUCUGCCUCUCAGGGGACUACUGUCUGUGAUCAAAUCACUCCCCCACCCCCCAGUCAAAUCUCUGCAGUCACCCCACCCCCUGUCCCUCUCCCACUAUCCUGAGGAAUGUUGAUGAUUAUGUCACAAUUGUUGAUGGACAAGCACUUGUUUUGGACUGAGAUUUAAAGUGAAUAUGAGAAAAGCAUUGCCACUCAGUGACUAGUAGAGUAUGGAAUGCAUUGCCUGGAAAUGUGGUGGAGGCAGAUUCAGUUGAGGUUUUCAUGAGGACAGUGUUGCUCGGGAUACAUGGAACAGGCAGGAGAUUAGCACUAGGUAAUAGAACCAGCACAGCAUAAUGGGCUAAAUGGACCUUUUCUGCACCAUAACAGUACUAAAGUUGAGAAUGAACCUCUUUACUUUUGGCUGUUAGUGAGGCAGUUUAAUUUAUUUGUGUGAUGCUUAUUUCCCAUGUUCUCCUAGCAAUUUCUCUGUUGCUUUGUGCUGAACUGAUCAGUACAGAUUUCUCAUAUUUGACUCAACUAAUAGACUGAAAUGAAAGCAACCUCAUCUUAAAUAGUACUGUUUAAAAAUCUGACAAAGUCAAUUUCUUUUGUUGAAGACAUUUGAGUGUCCUGUAUUUCAGCUGCCUAUUUCCCUGAUCGUUAAAGUAGUACAUUGUGAGCUGAGGAAGAGAUUUCCAAUGUAAGUCUGACUGUGAUAAUUUUGUAAACGUGUUGUUAAAGAAGCAGUUGGUUAUAUUUCAAAUAUCCGACACACGUACAGUCUUCUCCAUGGCAAAAUAAAGACCAAAGUCCUCUCAAAACCUCAGGGUAUUUUGAAGUCCUUUUCACAGUUGAUGAAGUAUGUUUUGAUGUGUGGUUACUGUUGCAGUCUAGGAGGUGCAGCAACCAAUUUGCCCCCAGUAAGCUCCCAACAAAUCACCGAAUGAACUGAUUAACCUGCUUUGGUGAUCUUAAUGGAAGGAAGAUGCAGGCCAGGAAAUCACUCCUGCUUUCUGAAUCAUGCUGUGAGAUUUUCUAUACUGACCUAAGAGGGAAGACAGGGCCUGGGGCUAAUGUCCCACCUGAGAGAUGGCACCUCCAACAGUGCAACAGCACCCCCUCAGUCUAUAAUGUACAGUCGGGACUCAAGAUUAAGGCUUGAUCCAUAAACCUCUGCCUCAAGGACAAGAAUACAACUGGUAAUCUAUGGCUGCCAUUUCUCACAGAAGUGGAUGAUCAAACAACACAAGCUCCCACCUUAGCUCUUUGGUGAACCUUAUCUAUAGUGUGUUCUACAUAGAGGGGAGGACAGCAAGCACAAAGUUAAUAUUUUAAAGCCCUCCAUUUCAUAUUGCUUUUUAAAAAAUCAGAAUUGGUUUACAAAAAUACUCAUGUCUGUUCAGGACAAAAUAAGAUCCUGGCGGGUCACUUAUGGAGGCACAUUCUGAUUAUACUUUUGUGUUCUUGUGACAGUUGUUAGUUUCCUCGAGUGUGACUGUGACAGCGUUGCAAUAGAGCCUUGGCACAGGGUCAGAGCACAGGCUCAGUUAAAGCACUCUAGGGUUGGUGUUAGUGGUGGGAUAAGACCUUGCUCCCACUUGAUGUAGCAGAUGGUCACGUCUGAAUUCAGGAACAAGGCAAAGCCCUGCAGCUUUUGAGGCAGCAAUAGACUGUGAGGAAGGUCUGAUGACCCAGCUCCCGUUUCACUCUGAGCCCUGUAUGUUUAGCUUGAUGUUUCCAUUGACCUGUUUAACGUUCUCAUUCCCGUCAUCAAACUGUUGAAUUCAACCAAACAUUUUUCAUAAAAUCAUACAGCACAGAGAGAAGCCAUUCAUCUUACAAUGACCCGUGCAGGCCCUUUUAUCAGUCCAGUUAGUACGACCUCCCUGCACUUGGCUGUAAUCAGUAUUUCUUGUUUUCAUUUUCAACGAGAUUAUCCAGCUCCUUAUUGCAUCAUCCUUCCAGAGAGUACAAGCAAGAUCACACCUUUCAGUGUAAACGCUAAAACGUUUCCUCAGGAAAGGGCUCUGAAGGAGGCCAUUUGGCCUAUCAGGUUCAUGAUGACUCUCUGUAGAGCAAUUCAGUCCCAUUUCCCUGCCAAUUAACUCCUCAGGCUGUUUUUCCGUUACUUGCAAUUUUUAAUUGAAAACCAAAGGAAUGUCAUGGUUUGUCCUUUGUGCUUAUAAUGCACACUCUGAGCAUGUUCUCAACACUGUUUAUAACAUGAUGUAAAUCUGAGUGUGUGUGUGAGUGCGUUACUAGCAGCAACUAACGGAUAACUGAGACUCUAAAUUGGAUUUGCAAGCAGGUGGAAUGAUGUCACAUAAGGUUUACCUUAUACUUAGCGUCUCUCCUAAGCUGGAUUCUGCAGUGAUGCACCCCUUCAGGAUUAACUACGUACUUGUACCCUGGGUGCAGUUUGUGCUGGUACUGCUAAUUAUGUCAGUGCACUCCAAUGUGUUAGUGUUCGGUCACAGACAUACAGACUGGUUAAUCCUCAGGUAAAAUGUGUGUGCUUCGCUUAAUACCUCCACUGCAUAUUGAGCCAUAAAGCUACAUCAGUUGUGUAUAUAUAAUUGAUGAAUGCAUUUUAUUACCUUGUACAGUAAGCCAAGUCUUUUCAGUCAGCUUAGAGGCCUUACUCAGAACACAUGGGACUGUUGAUAGUGGAUGACCAGAUCUUUCAUUGUUUCGUAGGCUGUGUGGUAUUAAAUCUCUUA